This is a messenger RNA of Penicillium diatomitis, 1506 nucleotides long. Its product is annotated as sugar transporter family protein. The transcript is spliced from 3 exons. The record is from RefSeq and is a predicted model, not a curated record. Gene Ontology annotation, molecular function: secondary active monocarboxylate transmembrane transporter activity. Gene Ontology annotation, cellular component: plasma membrane. Gene Ontology annotation, biological process: plasma membrane lactate transport. The coding region runs from base 1 to 1506 and encodes 501 amino acids. Lineage: Eukaryota; Fungi; Ascomycota; Eurotiomycetes; Eurotiales; Aspergillaceae.
AUGGGUGAAACGAAAGAUCUGACUACCUCUCACGAGCAACACUCGCCCGAUGUGGAGGAGCAUAUGAGUGUCGGGCAGUACAUUGCGACUCGGAUUUCGUCGCUGAAACCGCCUAUGAACCCAGCGCCGAAUCCUUUCAAGGCGCUGACACUCCUCAACAAGCAACAAUGGAUGUUCUUUGCAGUCGCCUUUGCAGGCUGGACUUGGGAUGCUUUCGAUUUCUUUACCGUCUCCUUGACUACCUCCCAGCUGGCAAAGACCUUUGAUGUCUCCAUUACCGACAUCACAUGGGGUAUCACCCUCGUGCUGAUGCUCCGCUCCGUGGGUGCCAUCAUUUUCGGUAUUGCCGCCGAUCGUUACGGUCGUAAAUGGCCGUUUGUGGUGAAUCAACUGCUGUUCAUCGCCAUCGAGCUGGGUGGUGGUUUCUGCCAGACAUACCAACAAUUCCUGGGUUGCCGUGCGAUCUUCGGUAUCGCCAUGGGUGGUCUCUAUGGUAAUGCUGCUGCCACCGCUCUCGAAGACUGCCCUCCCGAGGCCCGUGGUAUCAUCUCCGGUCUGUUGCAGCAGGGUUAUGCGUUCGGCUACCUGCUGGCGACUGCCUUUGCUCGAGGUCUGGUCGACACCACCCCGCAUGGCUGGCGCCCGCUUUAUUGGUUCGCUGCAGGUCCGCCCGUUCUGAUCAUCGCUUUCCGCCUGUGGUUGCCCGAGACCAACACAUUCCUUCAACGCCAAGAAGCUCGUGCAGAGAUGAGGGGAGGCGCUGCAGCCUCGUUCGUCUCUGAGGGUAAAGUCGCAUUGAAGCGUCACUGGCUGCUGUUGAUCUACAUGGUCCUCCUCAUGGCAGGCUUCAACUUUAUGUCUCACGGCUCUCAAGACCUCUACCCGACCAUGCUCGGUAACCAGUUCAAGUUCGGCAAGAACGCUGUCACCGUGACCCAGAUUGUCGCCAACCUGGGCGCCUUGACCGGAGGCACCCUGUGUGGAUGGGCCAGUCAAAUCUUCGGUCGUCGCUUCUCGAUCAUUGUCAUCUGUAUUGUCGGUGGCGCCCUGCUCUACCCUUACACUUUCGUCACGACCGAAGCCGUCAUGGCAGCUGCCUUCUUUGAACAGUUCAUGGUCCAGGGAGCCUGGGGUGUGAUCCCCAUCCACCUGAUGGAGCUGUCUCCAGGUUCCAUUCGAACCUUUGUGGUUGGCACUGCCUACCAACUGGGUAACUUGGUGUCCUCCGCCAGUUCGACCAUCGAGUCCACUAUUGGCCAGCGCUUCCCUCUGCCUCCGACCCCAACCGCCGCUCACCGCUACGACUAUGGCAAGGUCAUUUGUAUCUUCAUGGGCUGUGUCUUUGCCUACACAAUCUUGUUGACCCUGGCAGGUCCGGAGCGUCUGGGUCGGAACUUUGAUGCGGAUCACGAUGCGGACCUUGCUGUUGUCGCAGCCCACCGUGGCAUGGACCGCGACGGGUACCAGAGUGACCCUGAGAAAGGUACUGUGGAACAGCGGGAGUGA